GAAGCCCAGUAGUAAGCCCAGUCACCUCAGUAACUCGACUUGACGGACUGAGGAGGAAAAGGUCAGCAAUCACCACCCACCCACUCAACACUCCCAUCAACAUCAAUCCGGGCCCAAUCCAGGUGGCAGCGCCUGGCCUCCGUCCUGGCCUCCGUCCUGGCCUCCGUCCUGGCCUCCGUCCUGGCCAGUGUCAGCCUCAUCUUGGCCGGGGAAUUAGGUCCGUCUAGCAGGGCAAAGGCCCCGUACCGAGGCCCGCCCGCGGCCCGCCCGAGCCUCGUAGGCCGAUACAGACCGUGGGACAUGAAUGAGCGACCCGUGGCCCGCCCGGUCCGGGAAUGGUCACCCAUGAUGAGCUUUGAGCCCCGGCCUUAGAGAGAUACCAGCCUGUCUGGCCCGCCAUGAUAAUCCUCGAACCGGUACGAAGCGGUUAGCGGUUGUAAAACAUGAUGAAAAAUGACGUGGCGACCGUGGGGACGGUUGAGUCGGCCCCCGGAUCGGCCCGGUCUCGUCCGCUGGCUCGGCACCACGGCCUAGUGCCCGAGACAGGCGGCAGUGGGCUGGACUUUCUCAAUUGGGAGGAUUGCACCAUUGAUGAGAAGAAGCGUUUAGACCGAAUUCUCUACCAAAAUGCUUGGACACGCACCCCCACGCCCACUGCCAGUCCUGGCCCACCCGCUGGGACCCCCGAUGCGGCCCGUUCCGCCUCGCCCCGUCUUUCCGUGGCCCCCAUCGAGAAUCAGACUGGAUUGUAUGACGACGGCUGUCCACCCAGUGGGCCCAAUCCCCACCCCUCGCCCUCUUUGGGCCCGCCCGGUUACCCGUCCUAUGAAAACCUGGUUCCUUACGAUUGCGCCCCCGGCGACCCGACUCGAACGGCUGCCAGCUAUCCCUCGGGUUCAAGCGGGGCUGGAUCAAUGCCCAAUAUUCCGGUCAGUAAUCCGCCUGUAUCCUACGCUCCGUACCCUAACUUUAUCAUCAACAACGUCACGGCCAACGUCAAUGUCCAUCCGGCCCCGCCCACGUCGAUGCCGUUGCCCAACAACCCCAGUGUGACCAGUGCUCACGCUGAAGGGGUCCCCGCCCCGCCGGUAUCUAUGAUGGUGGGUUCGCCCGGCGCCGCCUAUUCGAUGCCGACUGCCUUGGGUCCCAAUGGCGCUUUGCCGUCCAAUGGCGCCAUGAUGGGCUCGGGUGUACCCAGUUUGAUGCCUAACACCUACUCACCGCCCAUGGUGCCGGGACACAUCUAUCAUGUGCCCAGCCGACCCUACAUCUACGGGUCCUAUCCCAGUCCACAAUAUGUUUCGGUGGAACUGGCUCAUUCGGCCGGUCCCAUGGGCCAUCAUUCAUCACCCGCCCAUUCAAACGGGCCCAUGGGCAAUGCCUAUGGCUCGCCCACCGUGUCACAGAUGAACUUUUAUCAACAACCGCCGCCCGUGACUCAACCCAUCGCCAACCGUCCCCCGCUCGGCCAUCCCACGAACCAGUACCAGUCCCCGCCCCAUCACCAUCAUAAUCCCCACCAUCAGCAGCCCCCCAUGACGUCCCAUUUGGCUCCCUUCUCUAAACCCAAUGUCCCUCUGCUUCAGCCACACCUAUCCCCAAUGGCCAACCCUUACCCCUAUUACCCCGCGCAGCCCCAACAUCCACCGCAGCUUCAACCCCAUGUCCAUUCCGCCCAACCCUCACAACCGCUGGCUCCGCCAUCACUCGCCCCCGCCUCUUACACGAACCCAUCCGUGCCCCCCACAAUGCUCCCUGACCCAAAUCCCCCUGCACCCGUCGCACCACCCGAGCUUGUUUACGCAUCGAAUGAAAUUCAUCCCGACGCUCCGCUGCAGACCGAGAUCCCAAGUAAUGAUGCCCACGAGGUUAAUGGGGAGGCUAAACCCACCCAGAUAUCUGACGAGAAGGUCGCCCAAGUAAUUGAGACGAUCGAUCAUCCCACGAGUGACAAUGAAACAGAAGAAGAGCCCCACGUGGAGGAAGGAACCCCCUCGUGUGAACCGAAGGGGGCCGUGCUUAAAGAAGGAAAAGAUGGAAGAGGUGUGACCUCUGCCCAGCCCGCGCCUUCUUGGGCCAGUCUUCUAUUCCAAAAUAGCGGAGGGGACACUGCACCGCCUGCCAAAGUGGAUCGGUCUGCAGCUUCGUCAUCAGAGGUGGCCAAGCCCAUGGCACGGGUUCAGCCGUAUACAUCCGGUCAAAUGAAUGGCGAGGCGAAACCAAGUGUUGAAGACCACACCCUAUUGGGGAAGAUGGCUACCUUCUUUACCAACUAUAAUUUGAACCACAAAAGCCUAUCGGUUAUGCCACGCGGCUUGACUAAUCACAAUAAUUGGUGUUUUACCAAUGCCAUUCUGCAAGCCUUGGUGGCGUGUCCACCGUUCUACAACCUAAUGCGGGCCUUGCCCAUGUAUGAAGACCCUUUGCCCAAUCAGGCGGCUAACGUGGUCGUCGACAUGAGUGGCGUUAAAAUUUUGAAGUCCGUCUGGGACUUUGUGAAUCAAUUCGAAGUGAUGACCAAUUUUCCGAAACUAAAUCGAAGCAAGUCGAAGAAGACCGAGGAUUUCCCUCUGGGUAAAUCCUUUGAGGCUUCCUCCAUUUACAAUAUGCUUUUGAAUCUGAACAAUGACACUUUCAAAGUGAUCGAGGGCCGUCAAGAGGAUGCCGAAGAAUUCCUGACCUUUCUUCUCAACGGUAUCAAUGACGAGAUGAUGUCGAUCCUGAAAGCGGCUGAAGAGGCCAAGAAUGGCCCGUCCAAUACGGAUGAAGGGCAAGCCAAUGACGAGCAUGACAGUGCCCAAGAAGGGUAUGACAGUGAUGAAUGGAAGGAAGUGGGCCCGAAUAAUCGAAGCUGCGUGACUCGUCGACACACUCUCUCCAAAACGCCUUUGGCGGACAUCUUUCAAGGUCAGAUCCGCUCGUGCGUUCAACACUCUGCGGCCGAACCAACAGCCACGCUCCAACCGUUCUUUACCCUCCCGCUCGAUCUCCAACUAGAGGGAACAACCGACGUGGCACAGGCGCUAGUAAAGAACUUUGCCACCGAGCCAAUUCAAGGAUUUGUAUGUCCCACCACCAACAAAGUGAUCGCUGCCUCGAGAAACCUUUCUCUUGAGGAACUACCCCCCAUUCUGAUCCUCCAUAUGAAGCGUUUCGUCUACACCGAGACCUCCGGGGGCUGCCAGAAGCUUCUGAAGCAUGUGAAUGUGUCGGUGGGUUUGGAGAUUUCCAGGGACAUCUUGUCCGUUAAUAGCCGCAAUAAGUACCAAACUCGCCAACGGUCCUACAAGCUGUUCGCAGUGGUGUACCACAAGGGGGCCGAGGCUACGAAAGGUCAUUACGUGACCGAUGUCUAUCACACUGGCCUGGCCAGUUGGCUCCGUUGUGAUGACGCUGUUGUCCAUCGGUUGACCGACAGCAAUGUCUUGAACCAAGAUACCAAUAGUGUGCCCUAUAUCCUGUUCUAUCGGCGUGGCGACACCAUGGGCGGGAACGUCCCGGACAAGUCCAACAACAAGACUUAGUUAGCCUCGGUGUCUGUUCACAGAUCGACAGAAAGACAACUCCAAUUGUGGAUCAAAACCAAAAUUUGUCAAAAAAGCGUGCUUCACACCCAUUAGCUAUUUUAUGCAUAUGAUAGUUGAUAUUCUAUUAAAAUAUGUAUUUGUGAACACCUC
Molecule: messenger RNA, 3677 nt
Organism: Tigriopus californicus
Lineage: Eukaryota; Metazoa; Arthropoda; Copepoda; Harpacticoida; Harpacticidae
Product: ubiquitin carboxyl-terminal hydrolase 10-like
Biological process (GO): DNA damage response, signal transduction by p53 class mediator; regulation of autophagy; protein deubiquitination
Cellular component (GO): nucleus; cytosol
Molecular function (GO): cysteine-type deubiquitinase activity; cysteine-type endopeptidase activity
Source: RefSeq, a predicted model, not a curated record